AUGUUACUGGGAGUCAAAUUGGCUUAUUCAAGAAGUGUUUCUGCCAGUGUUGUGGUUGGAUCUCAUGUAUGGGUUGAGGAUCCAGAGGUAGCUUGGCUAGAUGGGGUCGUUGUUGAAAUCAAUGGGGAAGAGAUCACAGUGGACUGCAACUCAGAGAAGACGGUUACGGCCAAUCUAUCCAAUGUGUACGCAAGAGAUACUGACGCGCCUUCUUGUGGCGUGGAUGAUAUGACAAAACUUUCUUAUCUGCAUGAACCAGGAGUAUUGCAGAAUUUGCGAAGUCGAUAUGACAUGAAUGAAAUAUAUACUUACACUGGGAGUAUCUUGAUUGCCGUGAAUCCCUUCAAGCGGUUACCCCAUUUAUAUGCUAAAAGUGUGAUGGAACAGUACAAAGGAGUUGCACUUGGGGAGCUGCCCCCUCAUCCUUUUGCUGUUGCUGAUUCUGCUUACAGGCAGAUGAUUCAUGAGGGGAUAAGCCAGUCAAUUUUGGUAAGUGGAGAGAGUGGAGCGGGCAAGACAGAAAGCACAAAAAUGCUUAUGCAAUAUCUUGCGUAUAUGGGAGGACGAGCUGCAGCUGAGGGAAGGAGCGUGGAGCAGCAAGUCCUUGAGUCAAAUCCAGUUUUAGAAGCCUUCGGUAAUGCUAAGACAGUCAGAAACAACAACUCAAGUCGUUUCGGUAAGUUUGUGGAGCUCCAGUUUGAUAAAAGGGGGAGGAUAUCUGGUGCUGCCAUCAAAACAUAUCUGCUGGAACGAUCCCGUGUUUGUCAAGUUUCUGAUCCUGAGAGAAAUUAUCACUGUUUCUAUUUGCUUUGUGCUGCGCCACCUCAGGAUGUUGAAAAAUAUAAAGUAGGGAACCCAAGGACAUUUCAUUAUCUGAACCAAUCAAAUUUUUUUGAACUAUCUGGAGUGGAUGAGUCAGAGGAAUACCUGGCAACAAGGAAAGCCAUGGAUGUUGUUGGGAUAAGUCACGACGAGCAGGAUGCUAUUUUUAGAGUAGUGGCUGCAAUUCUUCACUUGGGAAACAUUGAAUUUGCAAAGGGAACAGAAACUGAUGCUUCGGAACCUAAGGAUGAUAAGUCUCGGUUCCAUCUAAAGAUUGCAGCUGAACUAUUCAUGUGUGAUGAGAAGUCCCUUGAGGACUCCAUGUGCAAACGCGUCAUGUUCACUCGUGAUGAGACCAUUACAAAGUCCCUUGAUCCAGAAGCUGCAGCUCUGAGUAGAGAUGCUCUAGCCAAGAUAGUUUACUCAAGAUUGUUUGAUUGGAUAGUGAACAAGAUCAAUAACUCUAUUGGCCAAGAUCCCGAUUCAAUUCUCUCAAUUGGUGUUCUAGAUAUCUAUGGAUUUGAGAGUUUCAAGACAAACAGUUUUGAGCAAUUUUGCAUUAAUUUGACCAACGAAAAACUGCAGCAACAUUUCAACCAGCAUGUUUUCAAGAUGGAGCAAGAAGAGUAUACCAAGGAGGAAAUUGACUGGAGUUACAUAGAGUUCAUUGAUAACCAAGAUAUUCUUGAUCUUAUAGAAAAGAAACCUGGGGGGAUUAUUGCUCUUCUUGAUGAGGCUUGGUAUGCAGGCACUUCAAUUCUUUAA
Messenger RNA from Solanum tuberosum (potato), 1587 nucleotides. RefSeq names its product myosin-7-like. Gene Ontology annotation, biological process: actin filament organization. Gene Ontology annotation, cellular component: myosin complex; actin cytoskeleton; cytoplasm. The record is from RefSeq and is a predicted model, not a curated record. The transcript is spliced from 14 exons. NCBI's taxonomy places the organism in Eukaryota, Viridiplantae, Streptophyta, Magnoliopsida, Solanales, Solanaceae. The coding region runs from base 1 to 1587 and encodes 528 amino acids. Gene Ontology annotation, molecular function: ATP binding; actin filament binding; microfilament motor activity.